CCCCAGGCAGCAGCAGCGAUGGCAACGCUCUACCCCUCCCUGGAGGACAUGAAGGGCCAUCAGGUCCUGCAGGCACAGGCAGCUGCCGGGGUGAGGACCCCCCCCACCACUGUGGUCACGGAGAAGCCAAAGCUCACCUCGGGCACCGAGCCACCUGUGCUGUACCCCAACCUGGCCGAGCUGGAGAACUACAUGGGACUCACGCUCUCCAGCGAGGAGAUCCAGAAGAACCUGCACCCGGAGGACAACACCGCCCUGACCCCCGUGGGCCCCACCCCGGGCCAGCUGGUCGCCCCCCUGAGCGGGAACAGCGCGGGGCUGCGGCGGGCAGAGAUCAAGCCGGGCGUGCGGGAGAUCCACCUGUGCAAGGACGAGCGGGGCAAGACGGGGCUGCACCUGAAGAACGUCGACCAGGGCAUCUUCGUGCAGCUGGUGAAGGCCAACUCGCCGGCGGCGCUGGUGGGGCUGCGCUUCGGGGACCAGGUGCUGCAGAUCGACGGCAAGAACUGCGCGGGCUGGAGCAGCGACAAGGCACAGCGGGCACUGAAGAAGGCGAACCCCGAAAAAAUCGUCAUGGUGGUGCGGGACAGGCCUUUCCAGCGCACUGUCACCCUGCACAAGGACAGCACCGGCCACGUCGGCAUCGUGGUGAAGAAGGGGAAGAUCGUGUCGCUGGCCAAGGACAGCUCAGCCGCCCGCAACGGGCUCCUCAUCAACCACUGCAUCUGUGAGGUGAACGGCCAGAACGUCAUCGGCAUGAAGGAUAAGCAGCUCACGGAGGUGCUGGCAGGGGCUGGGAACGUGGUGACGCUGACCAUCAUCCCCACCGUGAUCUACGAGCACAUGGUCAAACGGCUCUCAUCAGGGCUGGUGAAGUCGUCCAUGGACCACUCCAUCCCUGACCUGUGAUGCCAUCAAUGCCUUCCCGGGGACCUGACGCUGGAAGCCUGGAGGAGCUGCUGAGGGGAAACCACAACACUUCAAAAGAAACUUUUCUAAUGUGAAACUCCUCAUUGCUCCAGAGGCUGGUGGCUGCUGGGUGGUUCUUCCUCUCCUCAGAAGGGGUGGGGCAGGUGUCCUGUCCCAGGGUCCCCAUGUCCCCGCUCAGGCCA
Molecule: messenger RNA, 1112 nt
Organism: Myiozetetes cayanensis
Lineage: Eukaryota; Metazoa; Chordata; Aves; Passeriformes; Tyrannidae
Gene: SDCBP2
Product: syndecan binding protein 2
Exons: 8
Coding region: 19-909 (296 amino acids)
Cellular component (GO): plasma membrane; cytoplasm
Molecular function (GO): protein binding
Source: RefSeq, a predicted model, not a curated record